This is a messenger RNA of Botrytis sinoallii, 927 nucleotides long. RefSeq lists its product as uncharacterized. The coding region runs from base 1 to 927 and encodes 308 amino acids. The transcript is spliced from 2 exons. Lineage: Eukaryota; Fungi; Ascomycota; Leotiomycetes; Helotiales; Sclerotiniaceae. The record is from RefSeq and is a predicted model, not a curated record.
AUGGCCCUUGUUGAGCCCCAUGGGCUUGGCGGGGAUGAAAUAUCUGCUGCAACCACGCAAGCUAGUCCUAAAUCGCCAGGUGAUCCAGAAACGGAGAGCCUGAAAAUAUCAAAUGACGAUUGCCAUGAGUUACAAGCGGAUGCAGUCUGUAGUCAAACAAGCUCCCCUCUCUCCGAGUUUGAAAAGUCUCCUGUCCUUGCAAUAACUCCGGUACAAUAUUCACCAAAGCGAACAAGGCUCUGUAGUGACCAAGAUUCAGAGAAGCCACAGGCACAGAGGGAUGGUUUUGGUACUGGAGAAACUGAAGAAAUGCGGCCAAUUAAAUUACGUCGAUUGAAUGUCAUACAAGAAGCGGCUACAAUGACAAAUCUCCCAAGUUUCUCUGAUCAGAAAACACUCGAAUUCAAUGGCCAUCAUGUACAGGCACCGAUUCCUUCUCGAUCUACCACUUUCGAGUUUGAGAAGUGGCAGACUGUUGCUCCCAUAGAAUCCAACGAGCGGGGAUCGGGAACGGAUUUUAAGGUUCUCAACUUUGACAACUCUGCAGGCCCUCGGAACGCCUGGGAUUUGGAAAGCGAUUAUAUUGCCUUCGAUUCUCAUCAGGAUAGUUUCUUGGGCUCAUUGGGAGAUUGCCAAAAUCCUUUCAGCAUCCAUCAGGACUUCCACAAUGAAAAUCUUGUGCCUUCCUCAAGGUCAGCAGUGUGUAUGGACGGAUCUCGAUCUCUCAAUUUUUCUGCCCAGCCCCUUGCUUAUGAAGAUCGUCAUACCGCAGCGGGAAGACAGCCCCAAGGAUCAACACACCUGGUGGCAUGCCAUGUGACAAGAGAGAGAGAUUUCGGUAAUUCCCAGCGAAAAUCUAGUAACGCCAUCGCCGAUAUUCUUAAUGCCGACCUUUUGAAUGCCGAAGGGAUCAGCUAUAAUUAUUAA